This is a messenger RNA of Angiostrongylus costaricensis, 1137 nucleotides long. Lineage: Eukaryota; Metazoa; Nematoda; Chromadorea; Rhabditida; Metastrongylidae. The record is from the annotation of a GenBank genome assembly.
AUGUCAUUAGAUAUAGUGAAGCAGACUAUGGAUUACCAUGUCAAGAUUCGUCCCACUUCAGGUCAUGAUUACGCAAAUUUCAAGCGUCAGUACAAACUUGGCGCUGAAUUAGGUCGAGGUGGAUUUGGUACAGUGUACUGUGGUUUUCGAAUUGCGGACAAUCUUACGGUUGCGUGUUUUGUUUGUAAUUUCUUUUUCUAUUUUUCAUCGCUCGAGCAGCAUUUUCACAAUGCUUCUAAUCAGUUAAUUGCUGCUAUUGUACUACUGAUGCGAUGUCGAGGUAUUCCUGGCGUCAUACAGACGAUUGAUUGGUUUGAAAGACCCGAUGGCUACAUGAUCGUAAUGGAGCGUCCAAGCCCUUGUACAGACCUAUUCGACUACAUUUCGGAGAGAGGGGCUCUUACCGAAGAUCACGAUGACUAUGCAAUUUUCAAGGUCGUCGACACGGUGCUUGCUUGCUAUCACGUCAGUGUAAUUCAUCGCGAUAUAAAAGACGAGAAUCUGGUUGUGGACAUGAAAAAUGGCGUGAUCAAGUUGAUCGAUUUUGGUUCGGGUGCUUUUCACAAGGAUGGGCCAUAUACGGAUUUUGAAGGAACUCGUGUCUACAGUCCGCCGGAGUGGAUCGAAGAGUCAUGUUACGAUGGCCUUGAAGCUGCAGUGUGGUCUCUUGGUAUACUUCUAUUUGAUAUGGUUUGUGGAGAUAUUCCAUUCCGUAAGGACUCAGAGAUCUGCAAUGGAUAUUUACAAUGGCGCAAUAAUAUUUCUCAAGGUUUGUGUUUGGUUUCACUCAGCUUUUGCUUGGCUCGUGAUGGUUGCGACCGUCCAUCGUUGGAGGAGAUUCUCGAGCAUCCUUGGAUGCAAGUUCCUUCACCAACCUUUGAAGCAGCGAAAAAUGAGUGGAACGCUGAUCGUCACAAACUAGCAAGCGUGCCAGACCGUUUGGUCACUGAAGCCCAGUUACACUCACAUCCUCGUGUACCUCUAACUACUACGCGAUCAGAUCAGUUUUUGUUAACUCCGUCGACUAGCAACAGCAUGUCUACAUCAUGUUCAGCCGCCAUUUUUGAUGGUGCUGCUCUAGAGCGAGUACCGCACCCUGAGGUUCGUUGUCCUCUAGUAAUGGUCAGUGUUGAUUAA